Messenger RNA from Trematomus bernacchii (emerald rockcod), 1704 nucleotides. RefSeq names its product interferon alpha/beta receptor 1b-like. Bases 1 to 1239 code for a protein of 412 amino acids. The record is from RefSeq and is a predicted model, not a curated record. Gene Ontology annotation, molecular function: protein binding; interferon receptor activity. NCBI's taxonomy places the organism in Eukaryota, Metazoa, Chordata, Actinopteri, Perciformes, Nototheniidae. The transcript has 9 exons.
AUGAAAUAUCAACCAUGUCUGCUGCUUUCUACGUUUGCUUUCUCCUUUGGUGCUUCCAGACCAACACAGCCGGAGCACAGCUGCCCCCCCCCCCCACACAACUUGAACAUUAUCUCCAUGAACACCAACUACACCCUGAUCUGGGACUGGGACCAGGGUUCUGCAGAGAGUGGCGCCGUCAACUUCACCACCCACUAUGUGGCGAAGUUCAUGCUGAUGUCUAAGAAAAAGAGUCCGACCUGGAAAACGGGGUGUGAGACGACGUCACAUAGGUCAUGUGACUUUACAACGAAGAAUCUGUUCUACCCGGGCAUCUACGUGUUUCGUGUGCGAGCCAGUGUGAACGGGACUGACUCUGAUUGGGCGACGAAGGAUUUCUGCCCUGAUAAAGACGCUGCUCUGGGUCCUCCAAGCAAAGUGGCUCUUUCUCCUGAAGGCAGAAACCUGGACAUUGUGAUCUCCGACCCUCUGACCAGCACCAACAGCUCCAUGAAGGAGCAUCAUGAGGAUCUGUACUUCCAGAUCCGGUACUGGGAACACUCUGCAGACGGUCAGGCCCUCAGAAGCCACUCUCUGAGCAGCAAGAAAAGAGUGGUGACGCUGUCCGACCUGCAGGCCUGGACCUGGUACUGUGUGAGCGUCCAGUCACGCUACGACUUCUACAACAAGAGCAGCAGCUUCACCCCCCCACUCUGCAUGCAGACUGAAGGAACCGUCCCGUGGUGGCAUAUUGUUGGGUACUUCCUGCUCUCUCUGUUGAUCUGUUUCUUGCUCGUGCUGCUCUUCAUCUACGGCUUCUUUCGGUGCUUCAAGAAACUGAAGGCAACGUUUUACCCCUCCAUCCAGCUACCUACACACUUCCAGUAUCUCUGUGACUCCUCUGGUUCUGACAUUCCUCGCCUCCUCCCCGAGUCCGACUCGGAGCUGUUGUGUGAUAAAGUGACUGUCUGCCCAGCCCCCCCAGUCCUUGAGAUCCAUAGCCCGCCCCCCGAGUUCCUGCCCGAGCCAACGGGCCUGGAGCCAGACAGCAGCGGCAAACACAGUCGCAGCAGCAGUGGCAGCGGAGACUCCGGCAUGUACUCCACCGGGGGGGGCAGCUCCAACCUGCGGCAGCAGCACUCCGGCCAGGACUCCCAGGGGCCCCUGGACUCGGAGCAGGUGAAGAUGCAGGACAUGGCUCCAGGGCUCAAGACACACCUCCUGGCUGCAGACGAGGGCAUCGUAGACAUGUGUGUAUGAGGAGGCACACACAAAGACGCUUCUUUUUACAAAAGCGUUAAGCAGAGAUAUUCAGCAGGAUGGAGGUUUGUGGAAAUGUGCAGCGUGCCUUCUCUCCGUCUGUCACUGUGAAAAAAGGAAAGGAAAAAAGACUAAGAAAACUAAAGAUGAGUGAUAGACUCAGGAGGAAGGACGUUUUUUUCACUGUUGACACGUCUCUCUUCACAGAUCUUCAGAUCUACCUACUUGUUAGCGCCAACCAGAAGUACUGCUCUGUGCUUAUUUUAAUAUGUUGUACAUUUCCUUUGUACAGCCUGUCUUCACCUUCAUGCUGUGAUUUGAGUUGGUUUUCAAAUCAUGUUUAUAUCUAUUACUUUCCUAUCGCUUUUAUGACUUAAAGGGGACCUAUCAUGCAAAAUGCACUUUUGUACGUCUUUUAUACAUGAAUAUGUGUCCCCGGUGUUCCAGGGAACUCACCAAGUGUCA